AUGAACUCUCAAGGCAACAACGAUGUCUCUCCUGAGGCUAUGCAGUCGCGAAUCCAACAGGCUCGUCGCGAAGCCGAAACUUUGAAGGACCGAAUUAAGAGAAAGAAGGAUGAUCUCGCCGACACAACUCUUCGCGCAGUUGCGCAACAGGCUCAUGAGCCCAUUCCCAAGAACCAGCUUAUGAAGGCCAAGCGCACACUCAAGGGUCAUUUGGCUAAGAUUUAUGCCAUGCACUGGUCAACUGACAGGAGGCAUCUGGUGUCUGCUUCCCAGGAUGGCAAGCUCAUUAUCUGGGACGCCUAUACUACUAACAAAGUCCACGCCAUUCCCCUGCGAUCAUCCUGGGUUAUGACCUGCGCCUACGCCCCUAGUGGCAACUUUGUUGCUUGCGGUGGUCUCGACAACAUCUGCUCCAUCUACAACUUGAACCAGCAACGCGACGGUCCUACUCGUGUUGCUCGUGAGCUCUCUGGCCAUGCCGGUUAUCUCUCUUGCUGUCGAUUUAUCAACGAUCGCAGCAUUUUGACGUCGUCUGGUGACAUGACCUGUAUGAAGUGGGAUAUCGAGACAGGACAGAAGGUUACCGAGUUUGCCGACCAUCUCGGCGACGUCAUGAGCAUCAGCCUCAACCCUACCAACCAAAACACCUUCAUCUCUGGUGCUUGUGAUGCGUUCGCCAAACUCUGGGAUAUCCGCGCCGGAAAGGCCGUCCAAACCUUUGCUGGCCACGAGUCUGAUAUCAACGCUAUCCAAUUCUUCCCUGACGGCCACUCCUUCGUCACUGGAUCUGAUGAUGCUACUUGUCGUCUCUUCGAUAUUCGCGCGGAUCGCGAACUCAACCUUUACGGGUCCGAGUCCAUUCUCUGUGGUAUCACCUCGGUGGCUACCUCCGUAUCAGGACGUCUCCUGUUCGCCGGUUACGAUGACUUUGAAUGCAAGGAUAUCCAGGUCUGGGAUAUCACCCGAGGCGAGAAGGUUGGCUCUCUGGUCGGCCACGAGAACCGUGUCAGUUGCCUGGGCGUCAGCAACGACGGCACAAGCUUGUGCACAGGAUCGUGGGAUUCUCUGCUUAAAAUCUGGGCAUACUAA
Molecule: messenger RNA, 1089 nt
Organism: Fusarium sp. VM40
Lineage: Eukaryota; Fungi; Ascomycota; Sordariomycetes; Hypocreales; Nectriaceae
Source: the annotation of a GenBank genome assembly